AUGGCGGACGAAGGGUAAAGAAAAGAAGACGAACCAUAAAGAGGAACAAAGAAUACGUAGUUACAGCGUGAUAUCAUGGCUAAGAAGUAAUUAUAGAUCAAGACUUGAAAACACUUGGAAAAUAAUUUUUUAUGGAGACGAAAACUAAUUAACUUAAUUACCUUUAAUGAUGCUUACAAAGACUGUAUCAAAGAUUAUUCCCAUGGAUGGAUCUAUUUUUCAGACGUUAUCAAGGACGUGCGUUUUCUUGCCAUCACUUAGACGAAUAACUUUGAAAGCAUCAAAGGCAAAGGAGAUACAAUUUUGUACUUUGAACUCAAGAAUAUUCAGAACGUCUUUAUUACUGAAUACACAUAGAUAUUAUGGUACCUAUAUACCAUCUUAUGAGAUUGAGAAUGCACUUAACGAGAAGAACAAAACCAGAGUGAUAAAUGACCUAAAACGAAUGAAGCCUAAAAAGACACUAAUAGAAAGCUGUAAGUCAGAAGCUGCUGUUCUUGUACCAUUCUGUACUGUAGAUAACAAGCCAUCCUUACUCUUUACUUUGAGGUCAAGUUCACUUUUCAAACACAGAGGAGAAGUCAGUUUUCCUGGAGGUAAGAGAGACAAAGAAGACAAGAGCAUUGUGGAGACAGCAGUAAGAGAGACAGUAGAAGAACUUGGAAUAGAGUCAAACCAAAUAGAAAUAUGGGCACCUCUCACACCAAUGCCGGACAGGUUAGUGAGGAUUGCAAUAACACCAGUACUGGGAUUUCUUGGUGAAGUUGAUGUCAAAAGUAUUCCAUUCAAUCACAAUGAGGUUUCAGAAGUGUUUACUAUGGAGAUAAAGCAUGCACUAGAACACAGAAGGUUCACAAAAUUCAAGACAGGAUCAAGAAUGCCAGUAUUCCCUCGGAGUGGUGGAUCUCAGAGAGUUUGGGGUUUGACUGCAAUUAUAGUUGAUAGAGUAUUUGAAAUAUUGUUUCCGGGUAAAUACAACAUGUUGACAAAAAUAAAAAUAAAAAAACAUGAAUAAAUACAAUCCAGAACUUCUCCAUUUUGCAAAUCUUUGCAAGGGUUUUUUAAUUAUUAUAUUUUACAUGAGUUUACCAUGCAAGUCAGCAGUUCUAGAUCUACUUUUUGUAUUGGGGUGAGAAUGAACGCUUCUUAAAAGUAUCCAGGAUUGGAGGCUUACACCGAAAUACAAAAGAAAUCACACUUUUUUCAAUGGAAUUUGUGGCAUUUCUUUUGUAUUUCCAUGUUAGCCUUGCAUCAGUGAUACUUUUGAGAGUCCAUUAGAUUUGUAUUUAUGAAACAUACUGUUGCAAAAACUUUUUUUUAUUAGUAUCAUAUCCAAACUCUCAUUGGAAAUAAAUUUUUCACAAACUAAUAUCUUUAAAACUUUAACAGAUAAUUUAAAAACUUAAAAUUUUAUAUUUGUGCUCUAUAAGUGCAAAUAUGGGUCGGUGAACAGCAAGAGCUUAUUACAAAGAUCAUAUUGACCACAAACUAUGGACAAUCAAAAUGGUAUUUGUAGUGCUUUCAUUUGACAGUAUGUAAUAAAAGUAUGUUGUGAAACAAGUUUCAUUUUGAAAUAAUAAACUUUAAUGAUUUUUUAAAA
Actinia tenebrosa (Australian red waratah sea anemone) is the source of this 1600-nucleotide messenger RNA. RefSeq names its product mitochondrial coenzyme A diphosphatase NUDT8. The record is from RefSeq and is a predicted model, not a curated record. Lineage: Eukaryota; Metazoa; Cnidaria; Anthozoa; Actiniaria; Actiniidae. Gene Ontology annotation, molecular function: coenzyme A diphosphatase activity.